UGUUGAGUCCGCUGAACACACCCAAUGCACAAAGUUCUGUCACAGACUUUGAUCUUUCUCACAGUCUGAUGUUUCUGUGAACGCAGCUCUGUUAUACCAUGAAGUAUUUUUAAAGUGUAUUAUUUGCACAAAUUAAAAAAUCAUGAUUACAUUCGUCACGAUGUUAUCAUCAAUAAUUAAAGUUAAUCAUAGGAUGGUGUUAGUUCAAUUUUAUAGUUACGGAAUUUUGGCAUGUUAGAUAUUGAAGUUAAUUGCACAUCGUCAGUAUCGCGAUAAAACAUUUAACAUUUUUUAACAUUUUACACUCAGCAUGCAUAGGCAUGCACUCAACUUGGCACAAUUGCCAUGGAAACAUGAUUCUUCCAAACAAAACUUGUGGCGAAUGUACAGAACACAAGUAAAUCACAAAACCAAAGAAUAUGAAGGCCGAAAAUUACUUCUCAAUGGAGAAAAUGUACUACGUGGUUGCUGAUGUAGAAAAUUAUAAGAAUUUUUUACCUUUUUGCAAGAAAUCGGAAAUUACUUUCAAAACCAAUGACUUCCUGAAAGCCAAUUUAGUAAUUGGAUUCCCACCUAUAAACGAAAAUUAUACUUCCACGGUAACUAUGACGUAUCCAAGAAUAGUUAAAGCUGAAUGUAAAGAUGGCAGAUUGUUCGAUCAUUUGGAUACCCUGUGGUUGUUCAGUCCUGGACUGAAAAACAAUCCUGAGACAUGCGUGAUUGAUUUCUCCUUGUCCUUUGAAUUCAAAUCUGCCAUUUAUUCUCAUUUAUCAAAUUUAUUCUUCAAGGAGAUUGUAAGGCAAAUGGAAAACGCCUUUAUUGAAGAGGCCAUAAGAAGGUAUGGCCAACCAUGUUUAAAAACAGUACGGCUGCAAAGAUGACAAGAAAUAUUUUUAGAAACCAUUGAUUAUAGAUAAUAUUUGUUUGAUUUAAUGAAUUUAUUUAUUGUUAACCAAUACCUUUUAAAAUAAAUAAAUGUGAAUUUCAUACAACAGAACAUAAUAUAUAACGAAACUUCAUAUAACAAAAGAUAACAAAUCACAUUUCAACUAAAACAAUUAUUUUAAAAUAAAUGUUUAAAUACUUGAAGUAAAUUUUUUUGAGAAACUAGUCCAGUCAUCUUCGAUUCAAUCCAAAGUUAUAUUCUCAAUAUAAAAAAAGUAUGUAAAAAGUAAUCCCAACGUGUCAUCAAAAAAUACUAUUCAAGAGAUGGUGUUAAUAAUUAUUAAUCUUCUUGUAUCAACAUUUUGCAUUAAUCUUUUUUAAAGAAUGAUUUAAAUUUGACAGAUUUGGUAUUUUAUUAAUUUUUAAAGUUCGAUUAUUAUGCAUGAUUGUAUCUCAGGGUACAAGUUGAAUAGUGAAAAAAUAUUUUUUUUUAGUAUACUAAAUUAUGUGCUUUAGAAAAAAUGACAAAAAGCCAUGUCAAAGUAAAACAAUUACAGCAUGCAAACAAUUUGUAUGUGAAAAAUAUUUUAAAAACAUGAGAGAAAAAUUAUUUGAUUCAAAUGUAAUUAUAAUUGGUAUUUUAUGGUACAAACAAAAUUAAAAUGUGGUGUUGUAUCUACGCGAUUUUCUUGAACAAAAAUAAUAAAUAAAAUAAAUCUAUGAGUUUUUUUGUAAAUUGCAUAAUUUACACAAUAGUAUAUUAUUACUAUAUUAGAUUAUUUACAUGUUUAUAGCUUCCUAAAUCUGUUUUUCUUAAUAUUUUUAUUUCAUAUUUUAACACAAGAAGGUUACUAGCGCCAUUUAUGAACUGUAAUAAUUUAGAUACACUUUAUUCAGUCGGAGAGAAUUGAUCUAGUCAAAUAAACUUCCAUAAUAUUUAUACCAUAUAUUUUAUGAAAUGACGUUUGGGUUAUGGAAAAAGUCUUUUUACAAAUUGAAGCAUAAUUAAAACAUUUUUUUAAUUUGUUUAUAAAUCUUUUAUUAAACUAAAUAUGUUCCGUUUUGAUUGAUAAUCUACAAUUUUUUCGGGUAGAGCCAUAUUAUUCUACCAGUGUAGAAUUUCCAGGAUGUUUAGGUAAAAAAACUAAGACAACUGAUUUUUAGGCCUCUUUUGAAAUUACUCCAUUAAGAGAGUUCUGCAAAGACGGAAACAAAUGAUAAUCUGAUGAUACAAAGUCAGUAUUAUAUAGUAGAUGCAUCAAAAUUUUCCCAGUCAAGCUCUCUCAAUUUUUGUCAAGUCGUCAAAGAUGUGUGUGGUCUAGCGUAGUCAGGAAGACAAUGCUCUUUCUAUUCUAUGAUUAAUUUUUGACAGCUUUUCCUAAACGAAUCGCUUCAAUCAUAUUGGCACUAGAGAUCAGAAUCAAUCGUUUUGCCUGGCAACAGUUCAGUGGGCAAUUCCCUUCUAAUUCCAGACACACAACAUUAUUUUCUUUGGCAUCAAACAACAGGCUUUGUGAUCGUUUGUAGUGUGUCACUUUGCUUUCCACGUUCUUUUUCGAACAUUAUUGUCGUAUGUUCCACUUUUCAUUGCCCGUUAUCAAUCUUUUUAGAAAUGGCUUAAUUUUGUUUUAUUUCAGCAGUGAUUGACAAACGUAAAUUUGGUCCAUUAAAUUUUUUAAGUCAUGUAACAUACAUUGUUUUUUUUUAUAUCUAAUUUUAUGCAAAUGCUCUAAAACGAUUUAUGAUCGAUAUAUUUAACUCUUAGCUAUGUCACAAUUGCUCGUACGACGAUUUUCAAUUUUUUUGGAAGAUUUUAUCAACAUUUUCCAUAAUAGAUUAACCAGAGUGAGAUGCAUCUUUGACAUUAAAAUCGGAGAAACCAAUUAGCUGCUAUCUAAUUAGAGCCUAAAUAUAACCAAGUUUUUCUUUGGUUUGUAUAGUAUUUUUACCUUUUCUAUAAUAAAAAAGUAAAAUGUCGAAAAUGUUCUUGAAUUUCACUUAUUUCCAAAUUUGAUUGAAUGCACCAAUGAAAUUUAUGAUCUAUUUUAAAAUGUUCUAUGAAAUCGCAUUUUUCCAAAAUGAUAACUUAAUAUGUUACAAAAUAAUGCCAUGUCAAAAAUCGAACAAAUCUCCAUCUAGCGAAAAGGACCUUGCACAAUAUAUCAACAUAUGAAAUUUUUAGAAUUCCACCGAAAUCCAAUUUCUAUAAGGAUUGUUCUUUAUAAAAAGGAUUUUGUCCUAAUACAAUAUAAGGAAUCAACAAAUUAAUAGUAGACAAAGCAAUAGUAGAUGCCGUAUACCUGUAAAAAAAAGUGACACAAAUAAAAAUUUUAAAAUUUUGUUUCAUGUGCUGAUUAUGUUUUAAAUAUAUCAGCUUUUAAUCAGAAAAAAUGAUACAAGUAAAAUUCAAAUAAAAAAAGCGAAAAAAAAUGAUAAAAAUUAAUAGAGUCUCAUCAAGGCUGCAUUUGGAAAUAUCUCCCGAGUGUCUUCAUGUAUUAGUUUAUCUUUGUUUAAAUCAAAAUGCACAAUAUACAAUUGAGAAAUGUUUUUAAAUAUGUAAAUAAUCAUUAAAUUAGUUUAAAGUUUUUUGCAUCAGUCAUUGAUAUUUUGUUAAUCAUCACUCAUAAUCACAAUCAUUCAUAUGUAAUUACGAAUCAUAAUUGUGAUAAAAUUUAGUGAUAGAAUAA
Messenger RNA from Solenopsis invicta (red fire ant), 3572 nucleotides. RefSeq names its product coenzyme Q-binding protein COQ10 homolog B, mitochondrial. Gene Ontology annotation, cellular component: mitochondrion. The transcript has 3 exons. Gene Ontology annotation, molecular function: ubiquinone binding. Bases 420 to 881 code for a protein of 153 amino acids. Gene Ontology annotation, biological process: cellular respiration; ubiquinone biosynthetic process. The record is from RefSeq and is a predicted model, not a curated record. Lineage: Eukaryota; Metazoa; Arthropoda; Insecta; Hymenoptera; Formicidae.